UUCUGCUCGGGGUCUGCCGCGCUGUUCCGUGGUGUCUUGUCGUGGUGUCCGCCGGCCUGUCCGCCACAGCUUCUUGUGGCGUCGCGUGAUGAUGGCACUGCAGCCGAGGCGUGUCAAGGGCAACCUUCUCGAGUUUGAGAACGCUUAGGGGCCACUCCGAACGUCCCAACAGUGAUUCUAGCAAGUCCAUGUAAACGCUCGUCUGAUGACUGCCAGACACGCCGACGAGUACGACGACGACGACGAUCUCCGGAUCAGCCCCCCUGUAGGUUUGCCGACUUGGCAGUUUCGGGGCUCGCCGGCCCCGGCAACAAAAUCUCGAGCCCAGGGCGUGGCCCACAUCGUUGUUCCAGCGGCCGUCCGGGGCGACCUGCGCACCCGUUGGAGGACAAGAAGGACAAGAAGGAGGCGGGGCGGGUCGGGGACAAGAAGGACAAGAAGGACAAGAAGGAGGACAAGAAGGACAAGAAGGACAAGAAGGACAAGAAGGAGGACAAGAAGGAGGCGGGGCGGGUCCAGGGUGGUGCCCUCAUGGGGCGCCGCCCGCCCCAGCGGGUCCCGACCUGGCCGGGGCCGGCCGCGAGUCCUGACGAAGGGCAGCGCCCGCUGCUCCGCCGCGGGUUCGAUCACGACGAGCGGCGCCUCGUGCUCGAGCGGCCGUCUGGAACGCCUCCGGGGAGGCGCAGCCUCCGGAGCGCACCCGCGGAACGCCCUCGGGGAGGCGCAGCCGUCGGAGCGCACCACGAGGGCGAAGGCCCGCCGAGACUCGACGAGAAGGCACGAGCAGCGCGCCCCCCCGUUGUUCCGGGCGGCCGUCCGGGACGAUCUGC
Messenger RNA from Prorocentrum cordatum, 830 nucleotides. NCBI's taxonomy places the organism in Eukaryota, Dinophyceae, Prorocentrales, Prorocentraceae. The record is from the annotation of a GenBank genome assembly.